Messenger RNA from Gekko japonicus, 1212 nucleotides. It is a transcript of the gene RXFP4, whose product is annotated as relaxin/insulin-like family peptide receptor 4. Bases 1 to 1212 code for a protein of 403 amino acids. Gene Ontology annotation, cellular component: membrane. Lineage: Eukaryota; Metazoa; Chordata; Lepidosauria; Squamata; Gekkonidae. The transcript has a single exon. Gene Ontology annotation, biological process: G protein-coupled receptor signaling pathway; immune response. The record is from RefSeq and is a predicted model, not a curated record. Gene Ontology annotation, molecular function: G protein-coupled receptor activity.
AUGGGGAGCGGGUUUCAAGGAUACGAAGGCGCCAACAGUUCCAUGCAUCAGAAUGAGUUAUUGUGGGGAAGCUCUGACGAAGCUGUCUUCAUAUCAUCGGACGCGUCGUUUGGUUUGCGGGUAUUCAUCACUUUUGUCUACUCUGUGGUCUGCCUGAUGGGAUUGUUGGGGAACGGGCUUGCCAUGUACUUGAUCGGGUCCCAGAAGGGCAAAUCCACUCCCAUCAUUAAUAUUUUCAUCUUUGGCUUAGCGGUGGCCGACUUCCAGUUCUCGUUGACGCUCCCCUUCUGGGCUGCAGAGACGGCCCUGGAUUUCAUUUGGCCCUUUGGCGAAGUGAUGUGCAAGGUGGUCCCUUCUCUCACCAUCAUCAGCAUCUACGCCAACGUCUCGUUGCUCACCGCCAUGAGCGUGGCGCGCUACUGGACUUUGGCGUCUGCCCUGAAGGCUGGUUCUGCCAUGACUCCUAACCAGGCCAAAUGGAUCACCGUGGCUCUCUGGGCUUUGGCGUUAGGGGCCAGUGUGCCCACUGUUAUGUUCACGGCUGUACAGGAUAUUGUUGGAGUGAAAGUGUGCCUUUCCAGGUUCCCCACAGAAUAUGGCUUGGGCAUCUACCGUCUCCACCGGGUGGUGUUCACCUUUCUGAUACCAUUGGGGAUCAUCUCAGCCUCCUACGUCCUUCUCCUAAGACUCCUCAAGACCUACCAAUUCAACGGCAGCUAUACGAAACGGCAGAAACAAGUCACUACCACCAUCCGGCUGGUGGUGAGCUCUUUCUUUAUCUGUUGGUUUCCUAAUCACGUGGCGACUGUCUGGGGGGUUCUGGUCAAAUUCCAUCUAUUGCCCAUCGACAAAGCUUUCUUCUUUCUCCACAACUACAUCUUUCCGCUCACAACAUGCCUGGCUCAUGCGAGCAGCUGCCUCAACCCCAUCCUCUACUGCCUGAUGCGGAAUGAGUUCCGGAAAGCUAUUCAGGAAACCUUUUGGAAGCUCUCCAAAGGGAUGUCUUCUUACUGCAGUUCCUCUGCUCAUAAGAUAGGGGAGGAGGUUGUAUCGGUGGCUCUGCCUUUAAGCCCAUCUGAAAAUCUCUCCAUAAAACCAAAACGGGACAAGGAGAACCAUACCUUCUCCUCCUCCUUGGAUCUGAGAACCAAGGAAACAAAACUGACCACCAAGGUACAGCUGCUGACACCUGGACCAGAAAUGACCUUGUGA